UUUCCGCUGCAGCAGCGAGAACGCACGGGCACGUCAAAAAAGAAAGGAAAAUGUGGACAGUUAGGACAAACUGAGGCGAGAGAAGGAACAUCGAGCAACAUAUAUCAUCUUUAUUGAGCUCGGUUGCCAAGAAGUUGUUAUUAUUUAAAGUUAGCAGACAAACAUUUGACAGUUUAAGGGUCGUUUCGAGGUUAACUUGCCCCCCUUGUUCUGUGGUGGUUCGCUUAGAGGAAGCAGCUCGGCUAGCCAGCUGAAUUAGCUAGCUAGCUCGCUAGAGAUGGGGACGAGAGCAAGUCGCCUACAUGAAGACCCGGUUCCCCCUGCUUACGGAAAAGAUGGCACAAAGCGGGAUUCCUAUAGGCGAACCCGCUGUACCAGGCCCACCAGUCUUAUGGUCGACUUCUCGGGGAGCUUCGAGGACACGGAGGCCAACCAAAGCCGAUCAGAGGAGGGCAGUGACUCGGACCUGGGGCAGCAUGGGGCGAGCGCCGACGGCAGUCCCGCUGACCACCACAGCAUCCCCUCUAGCAUUAGUCAAGCGUCUCCCGCGGACGACAACAACAGCGAGGGGAAACCCGAGGAAGACGGGAAUAUAAGUCCGGAGCGUCCCGUGGUAGCGGAACACCAGUCCGGAGAGGAGACAGGCCGCACGCCCCACCGCACUUUUUCCGAGCGGCUGCCCGGGAAUAGGCACUCCUCCGCCCGCAGCGUGGGCGCAAGAUCCGCCCGGGUUCGAGGCACACACCAGCGGCCGGUUUCAGAGGCUUGGAUCGGCCUUUACCGUGUUAACAACCGUCAUGGUAAUAUCCGCUGUCCUUUCUGCUCCAAGCCCUUCCCCGGGGGUCGGAUCGAGGAUCACCUGUUGAGCUGCCUCACGUCUCCUCCCCUACCAUACAAUACGGAUGUGCUCAGUAAAGACAGCGGCGAGUGCUCCAUCUGUUUGGAGGAUCUGGUACAGGGAGAGACCAUCGCCAGGCUGGCUUGCCUCUGCGUCUACCAUAAGAGCUGCAUUGAUUCCUGGUGCAAGGUGAAACCCUGCUGCCCUGAACAUCCCUUCGAUUGACACAUUUACUCUGCACAAUGACCAACCCGACUCAGGAGACUACACUGAAUCCCAAUAAAAUCCCAAUAAAAAUGUGUAAUUGAACAAACAAAAGUCCACAGUCCGUCUCCGACACAAACCUAUAUUUGAGCGGAGAACAGACGAUCCUAAGAAGAAGCUCCAGUUAGCGACAACCGGCGCUCUCCAUUUGGAUCGGUCCAUUUGAACUUGGUCUAGGCCAUUUCAAGCCAAACUCCAACAGUAAAAACAGCCACCCUGUCUCGGGUCUAAUCUCUGGUUGAGACCUUUGUUGGAACAAAAGUGGGGGAGGUUCCAUUUCCAUGUUAAGGACUUGGCUUGA
This is a messenger RNA of Perca flavescens (yellow perch), 1403 nucleotides long. Its product is annotated as E3 ubiquitin-protein ligase znrf2. Bases 278 to 1063 code for a protein of 261 amino acids. Gene Ontology annotation, biological process: protein K48-linked ubiquitination; proteasome-mediated ubiquitin-dependent protein catabolic process. Gene Ontology annotation, cellular component: membrane; cytoplasm; intracellular membrane-bounded organelle. The transcript is spliced from 5 exons. Gene Ontology annotation, molecular function: ubiquitin protein ligase activity. Lineage: Eukaryota; Metazoa; Chordata; Actinopteri; Perciformes; Percidae. The record is from RefSeq and is a predicted model, not a curated record.